Ceratitis capitata (Mediterranean fruit fly) is the source of this 1723-nucleotide messenger RNA. Its product is annotated as zinc finger protein OZF. NCBI's taxonomy places the organism in Eukaryota, Metazoa, Arthropoda, Insecta, Diptera, Tephritidae. Gene Ontology annotation, cellular component: nucleus. Gene Ontology annotation, molecular function: zinc ion binding. Bases 72 to 1616 code for a protein of 514 amino acids. The transcript is spliced from 4 exons. The record is from RefSeq and is a predicted model, not a curated record.
UUGCAUUUACAGUACUAAAAGUAAAACAUAUCCACAAAAUAUAUCGAAAAACUUGGAAAAUCAAAAAAUUAAUGGAGGAUUGGCAAAAUUGGUGCCGCCUUUGUGCUAAGACUGAUGCACAAUACAUCAACGCGUUAUCUGGAGAGUGUGUCCCAACUAUGACCAGUGUUGGUGCCUACACUUCAAUGAGUAUUGCAUCAAAUAUUGCGGAGUUUUUUCAAGUACAUAUAAAAGAAGAUGAGAAGCUUUCAACAUGGAUAUGUAGAAAGUGUUGGGAAAUGGUGCAAUCUUUCGUUGAAUUUAAGGAAAAAAUUAAAAAGGUACAAAAUUUAUACAAUGAUCUACUGGAUAGCGAAGACAAAACCAAAUUAGACUUGAAAGCAUUGUUUGAAAAUUAUGGAUUGCUUGAAGAAGAGUAUCUUACAGCAGAAGAACAUUCUAAGCUGCCUGUAGAAGAGAUUUAUAUCGCAGUUUCUAAUGUAAAGAAUGAGAGUGCAUCGAAUACAUUAUGCACUGAGACACCUAUUAAAGAAUGUGAUAUUGCAAGCGAUUUUAAGGAUCCAAUUGGUGAGGAAAAAACUCAACCAGUAAGAGACAAUUUAUUUCCAGACGAAGAAAACGACACGUGUAGUGCACAGGAAGUCGAUGCUAUGGAAGUAGAUACAUCAGAAGAAGAUGAUGAUAAUGUGAAGUCUGUUAAUAAAAUUAAUAAUGAAAACAACUCAUUCGGAGAUGUUGAAAAUAUAACAAAAGUUAGUAAAUAUGUUUGUAAUAUUUGUGCACAACGCUUUCAACGUAGUGGUAACUAUGCCGCCCAUAUGAUAAAAAAGCAUGAUAAAAUCAUUUGCCCGGAUUGUCCUGGAUCAUUUGAAAAUGAAGCGAGUCUAAAGGAGCAUAUGAAAAACCAUCGCCGGCUAUUUCCGUGCAAGCAUUGUGAACGUAAAUUUCAAAGAAAAGAAUAUGUAGAGCAGCAUAUUAAAUUUGUACAUAAAGAUGAGCGACCAUUUAUUUGUGAAGCAUGCGGUGAUGCGGUGCGCACAAAAGGACAACUGAAAGAGCAUAUGUUGACGCAUACAGAUUACUCACCGUUCGAAUGUAAAGAAUGUGGGAAAUGCUUUAAGCAGAAACAACGUUUAAAGCGACACAUGCAAAUACAUGGUGAGAAACACAUCUGCAAUGAAUGUGGGAAACAACUAAGCUGUCGUGCAACGUACAACAGUCAUAUGUUAGUACAUUCCGAUAAAAUGCAUCACAAGUGUGACUAUUGUGGACGUGAAUUUAAGCGUGCGAAAACGUUAAAAAGUCAUUUAAUACUGCAUAGUGGUUUGAAACCAUAUUCCUGUGAAUUUUGUGAUAGAAUAUUUACGAAUGGUUCGAAUUGUCGCACGCAUAUGAAACGUACACAUCCGAAAGAAUUGGCUGAAUUGGAAGCUUCAGGGGAGAAAACCUACACCAAAAAUAUACCAGAAUUAGCUGUGCUGAAAUCUGUCAUAAGGGGCGCCAAGAAUCUUGUGCCUGUGGUCUCAAAAGAAAGUGGCAAUUUCGCUUUCGGCAAAAAGACGAAAACCAAACUGGAAGGUCAUGUUGACGCGAAACAAACAGAAUUGAAAUUAUAAGAGACAAUGUAAAUAAAAUUUAAAUUAAGGCAUUGAUUAUUAUUUUUAAAAUAUAACUAGUGCAACAAGAAAGAGGAAGUAUCGAUGCAAAAAUUAAAUUGAGAAGG